This is a messenger RNA of Girardinichthys multiradiatus, 645 nucleotides long. RefSeq names its product tumor necrosis factor receptor superfamily member 14-like. The record is from RefSeq and is a predicted model, not a curated record. Gene Ontology annotation, cellular component: external side of plasma membrane. Gene Ontology annotation, biological process: positive regulation of cytokine production involved in immune response; positive regulation of peptidyl-tyrosine phosphorylation; negative regulation of alpha-beta T cell proliferation. The coding region runs from base 67 to 645 and encodes 192 amino acids. Gene Ontology annotation, molecular function: protein binding. The transcript is spliced from 7 exons. Lineage: Eukaryota; Metazoa; Chordata; Actinopteri; Cyprinodontiformes; Goodeidae.
CGAGUAGAAACAGACUGUACGGAGUUCAGAAGGAGGUCCUGUCUGCCCUGCACAGAUGGAACUUAUAUGGACCUGCCAAAUGGAGAGAAGAGAUGCACUCCAUGUUCUACCUGUGAUUCAGGAGCUGGUCUGAUGGUCAAACAAGGAUGUAGAACAUAUGCAGACACAGUCUGUGAACCAAUGGAGGGGUUCUUCUUUACAGACCCUAAAUCAGGAGGCUGUGGUGUAGCACAGAAACACAGGAGCUGUGAACCAGGACAGUACAUCAGCAAGAAAGGAACAGCCUCCACAGACACAGACUGCUCUGACUGCUUCAGUGGAACAUUUUCUAAUGGGACAAUGUUGUCUUGUCAGCAACACAGACAAUGUGAAAAAGAAAACCUUCAGCUGAUAAAAGCAGGAACAGCUUCAACUGACGCUGAAUGUGGAGAAAAAGGUUCCAAUAUCACAGGAAUAGUGAUCGGUGUGGUGGUUUUUUUAGUUGUAGCAGCGAUUGCUGCUGUACUUAACUGGAAAUAUAAAAUAAUUACAAUACCAGUCAUUUGCACAAAACGACAAAAACCCCAAAGGGAAGAUGCAGAAGGAGCAGAACACAGCAAUCGUUUAACAACACCAGGAUCCAGAUACAACCAAGCUGGAUGCUGA